AGUUACGACACUCCAUGUAGGUUAGAUGAAGCCUCUGAAAUAGAUGCAGAAUGGUUCACUUCAGAAUUUCUAAAUGAUGUUAAGUGCUCUGGUAUUCCCAACCACAUAAUUGUUCUCAAAGCUGGUGCCCCUAUCAUGCUAAUUCGGAACAUUGAUCAGUCUGCUGGAUUGUGUAAUGGGACUAGAUUGAUAGUGACCGAUUUGACACCUUAUAUCAUUGUUGCAACAACUCUCUCCGGUUCUAAAACAGGUAAACCAGUUUAUAUUCCUAGGCUUAGCUUAACUCCUUCUGACAUUGACCUUCCUUUCAAAUUCUCAAGGAGACAGUUCCCUAUUACUGUUUGUUUUGCUAUGACUAUAAAUAAGAGCCAAGGCCAAUCGCUAUCGCAUGUUGGAUUAUACCUUCCUAGGCCGGUGUUCACGCAUGGCCAGCUAUAUGUAGCUCUGUCGAGAGUAAAAUCUAGAAAAGGGUUGAAGAUACUUAUAGUCGAUGACAAAGGAGUAGUAUCUAAUUGCACUCGGAAUGUCGUGUAUGAAGAAGUAUUCCAGAACAUAUAAAUGGUUAGAUUAUCUAUCUUUGAUUUCGUACUUCUUUGUAUCAUGCACAUUGUAUUAAGCAUCCUGUAUUUUUUUUUUUUACUUAUUUAAAUCAUUU
Molecule: messenger RNA, 655 nt
Organism: Lotus japonicus
Lineage: Eukaryota; Viridiplantae; Streptophyta; Magnoliopsida; Fabales; Fabaceae
Exons: 1
Source: RefSeq, a predicted model, not a curated record